UAAUGGAUAUUGUACGUUGGGGACUGUAUGGAAAUAUCUACACAGAAACUUAUGAACACUUUUCAGAUGGUGGACCAAAAUGUUAUUAGGAUAUGACAAAUACAUUUCGUAUUUCCAUCUCUACAAUUUCUGCCAUAAUUUGCAUUCUUGUGAUGAGUAUUAAUUUGAUCAGAUGAAGAAAAAUGCUGGGCUAAAAUAAAAUAUUCAUAGGAAUUGACAAGAGCAAUGGGAAAGAAACCUAAUAUUUUUGAAUAUUUAGUUGGAUUAGCAUGUUGGGGUACUUUUGCUGUUCAAACUGGAUAUAAAUUGUAUACAGGAAGGGGUAAAUGUGAGAAUAAGACAAUUACAUAGGUGUGUUUAUGAAUAACCCAUGUCAUAUAGUGUUAUUGAUGUAAGGAUAUGUCUUAUUGACAAAAAAACAUAAAUUUAGUGCUAUCCUUUUUAUUUGUCAAUUAAGAUGGUUAUAUGGUGUAUUUGCAGUAUUGAAUUGUUCUGUUAAUUAAAGGCAUUAAAAUUCCCAGUUAUAACAGGCUUAGAAUUGCCUCUAGAAGUAGAAUUCUUUUGGAUAGAGCAUCUUCUUGGAGCUUUUGCAGGUCCUUUGGUAUUGACAUUAAGUGGAAGAUUUUUCUUUUUUGAAUGGAAGACAUUCUUUAUACAUUAGAUGUUUGGAUGGGAAUCUCAUGUUCUUUAUUAAAGAGUAAGGAAUAUAUUUAAGUUUAGAUUUAUAUGUUACCAAUUUCAUUGAUGACUUGGGCUAAUUUAAAUUUUAUGCUUUGUAGACCAGAUCAUGAUCCAUUUGUUCCAUACAUAGGAAAUUGGUAUUAUGUAUUUUCAGAAUUCUACUUAAACUUGGUUAGUAUUAUAGCAUUUGUUAUUGUGUUCAUAUUAACUUGGGUUUUAAGGAAAAUCAUAAGAUAUAAAGAAAAAUAAGAUUGAAU
This is a messenger RNA of Paramecium pentaurelia, 938 nucleotides long. The record is from the annotation of a GenBank genome assembly. NCBI's taxonomy places the organism in Eukaryota, Ciliophora, Oligohymenophorea, Peniculida, Parameciidae.